Molecule: messenger RNA, 3772 nt
Organism: Vigna radiata var. radiata (mung bean)
Lineage: Eukaryota; Viridiplantae; Streptophyta; Magnoliopsida; Fabales; Fabaceae
Product: exportin-7-B
Exons: 30
Coding region: 326-3484 (1052 amino acids)
Biological process (GO): protein export from nucleus
Cellular component (GO): nuclear pore; cytoplasm
Molecular function (GO): nuclear export signal receptor activity; small GTPase binding
Source: RefSeq, a predicted model, not a curated record
UUUUCCUCCUUCUGAAAAUUCUGAAACUCAUAGCCCUCUUUCUCAUCCCUUCAGCACCACACUCUCUCCCACGCUGGUUUUGAACUCAAAAUCUCUGCGAACUUGCUCUUGCAAUCGCCAUUGAUAAUUUCUGACUGCACUGAUCAUUUUACUUGGACAAGUGCUAUUGUAGCUGGAUUUGAUGGCGAAUUCUGCUGUGAUCCUUUUAUACAGAGCUAUCUUUGUAUUUUAGAGUAUACUUAUAUAUAUUGGUUAUACGUGGGAAAAAGUAGAAGAACUGACUUCUUCAUCUGAAUUGUUGGAUACACUUCGUACAUAGUGAAGAAUGGAGACUUUAGCCCAGCUGGAAGCAAUGUGCGAGAGGCUUUAUAACUCGCAGGAUUCUGUUGAAAGAGCACAAGCGGAAAGCACACUGAAAUGCUUUUCCUUGAACAGUGACUACAUUUCACAGUGCCAAUAUGUUCUGGAUAAUGCAUCCUCUCCGUAUGCAUUGAUGUUGGCAAGUUCGAGCUUGUUGAAGCAAGUGACUGAGCAAAGCCUUCCUUUACAGCUCCGGAUUGAUAUUCGAAACUACCUCAUAAAUUAUCUGGCAAGCAAAGGACCAGAACUGGAGCCCUUUGUUCUUGGAUCCUUGAUCCAACUCUUUUGUCGCAUUACAAAGUUUGGUUGGCUUGAUGAUGACAAAUUCAGGGAAGUUGUUAAGGAGGCAAUGAACUUCUUGAGUCAGCAGGCACAACAUCACUAUGCUAUAGGUUUGAGGAUAUUGUAUCAGUUAGUUUCUGAGAUAAAUCAGCACAAUCCUGGAUUACCUGCUGCUCGGCAACGGAGGAUAGCUAGCUCUUUCAGGGAUCACUCACUUUUUCAGAUAUUCUCGAUAUCAUUAACUUCUCUCUUCCAGUUAAAAUCUGAUGUUGGGAACAAGUUGCAGGAACUUUCUCUUAUGCUUUCUCUCAGUUGUUUAUCAUUUGAUUUUAUGGGGACAUCAUAUGAUGAAAGUUCAGACGAAAUUGGUACUGUUCAGGUUCCAUCUGCAUGGAAGGCUGCCCUAGAGGAUUCCUCAACACUGCAAAUAUUUUUUGAUUAUUAUGCAUUGAAUCAAGUUUUUUCGAAAGAGGCUUUGGAAUGCCUGUUGCGUCUUGCUUCUAUUAGACGAUCAUUAUUUCCCAAUGAUACCGCCCGAAUGAAGUUCCUGUCACACUUGAUGCGAGGCACCAAAGAAAUUCUGCAAACUGGAAUAGGUCUUUCUGAUCAUGAUAACUAUCAUGGCUUUUGUCGACUUCUUGGACGCUUUAAACUCAAUUAUCAGUUAUCUGAACUUGUGAAUGCUGAAGGCUAUAGUGAAUGGAUACACUUAGUAGCAGAGUUUACGCUAAAAUCUUUGCAUUCUUGGAAGUGGGCUGGAAGCAGUGUUUACUAUCUUCUAAAUUUAUGGUCUAGAUCUGUGGCAUCUGUGCGUUAUCUCAAGGGUGACAAACCUAAUCUGUUAGAUGAAUAUGUGCCUAAAGUUAUAGAAGGGUUUGUAUCAUCAAGGUUUGAUUCAUUGCAGUCUGAACUUUCAAAUGAACUUGGUGAAAAUCCUCUAGACAACGUAGAAGUGCUUCAAGAUCAGCUUGAAUUUUUUCCUUUCCUCUGUAGAUUUCAGUAUGAAAGUUGCAGUUCUUAUCUGAUGAAGAUAGUGGAGCCUAUCAUGAAAAACUAUAUGAAGGAAGCAAAUCUCCAAAGCCAAGUUGAUAGUUUUGAAUUGUCUGUAACCGAAUCAAAACUUGCAUGGUUCACACACAUAGUUGCUGCAAUUCUCAGAACAAAGCAGAUUUCUGGUUCUAGCAGUGGAGAAUCACAUGAGAUACUUGAAGCGGAGAUUUCGGCUUGUGUUCUGCAGUUGAUUAAUAUUUCUGAUAGUGGGUUUCACUGCAAGAGGUAUGAAAAUGUGAGCAAGCAAAGACUUGAUCGUGCUAUACUAACUUUCUUUCAACAUUUUAGAAAGUGUUAUAUUGGUGACCAGAUUGUUUCUUCAUCCAAGUUAUAUACCCGGCUAUCUGAACUUCUUGGACUCCAUGAUCAUCUACUACUACUAAAUGUUAUUGUGGGAAAGAUGAUUACUAACCUUAAAUGCUACACAAAGUGCAAAGAGGUUAUUGAUCAUACCUUGAAUCUCUUUCUGGAAAUGACAUCUGGUUACAUGUCGGGAAAGCUGCUACUUAAACUGGAUAGUGUUAAACAAAUGAUUUCAAACAAGAAUAGGGACCUAUUCCCUUUCAUUGAAAAUUGGGAAUGUUUCCGUAGCAGAACAACUCUGUAUUAUACUAUUGGCAUGUUGAUAUUCUUGGAAGAUAACCCAGUCAAAUUUAAAUCUACAAUGGAACCUUUCUCACAGGUUUUGGCUAGAUUGGAAUCAACUCCUGAUGCUUUGUUCCAAUCAGAUGCUGUAAAAUUUGCAUUCAUUGGGUUGAUGCGGGACCUUCGAGGAAUAGCAAUGGCUACUAAUAGCCGCAGAACUUAUGGGUUCCUUUUUGAUUGGCUUUAUCCUGCCCACAUGCCUCUUCUUUUGAAAGGCAUUACACAUUAUGCUGAUAUUCCAGAGGUAACAACUCCAUUAUUGAAACUCGUGGCUGAACUAGUUCUGAACAAGUCCCAGCGAUUGAAUUUUGAGUAUUCUUCUCCUAACGGAAUACUACUUUUUCGAGAAGUUAGUAAAUUGAUUGUUGCUUAUGGAUCAAGAAUUUUGCCUCUUCCUAACAAAGCGGACAUGUACACUUCCAAAUACAAGGGGAUGUCACUUUGUUUGAUAAUUCUUACACGAGCAAUAUCUGGGAGCUUUGUGAACUUCGGUAUUUUUGAACUUUAUGGUGAUAGAGCGCUUGUUGAUGCUCUUGAUAUCAUUGUUAAGAUGAUAUUAUCAAUUCCUUUAGCUGAUAUAUUUGCAUAUCGGAAGGUCGCAGCUGCAUACUUUGCAUUCUUGGAUUCUCUCUUCAGUUGUCAUUUGUCAUUUGUUUUAAGUUUGGAUAAAACUACGUUUAUGCUUGUUGUUGGAUCUCUUGAGUCAGGGCUUAAAGAUUUGAGUGACAAAAUAUCUUCACAGUGCGCCUAUGCUAUUGACAACUUGGCUACAUUUUAUUUCACCCAUGUCAUUGUUGGAGAGUUGACUACCUCACCUUCUGCUCUUAAUGUAUCUGGACUCAUUUCUGACUGUGCUGAACUUUUUUCUAGAAUAUUGAGAACUCUAUUUGAAGUUGUUAUAUUUGAGGACCGUGGCAAUCAGUGGACUCUUAGCCGUGCAAUCCUGAGCAUCAUGCUAAUCAGCGAAGAGAUGUUCACAAAUGUGAAGGCUCAAAUCUUGGCUUCCUAUCCACCAGACCAACACCAGCGGCUUUUUUCGUGUUUUGACAAGCUUAUGACAGAUGUGACGCUCAGCUUGGAUGGAAAAAACAGGGAUAAAUUCUCUCAGAACCUGACCAAGUUCAAGACUGAAUUUUGUGCUAAAUAGCAUUUCUUUGGCAGAGGGUCAGCCCAGAAACCAUAUCGUAUCUUCUUUUAUUCUCUUUUAUUUUUUUUAGGGUCCUUAUACAUCGCUACCAUGAUUCGUUUUUGUUCUUUCUGGAGGGGAAUGAGAUUAUUUUUUUUUUUGGGGGUUGGGGGAUUUGUUUGAUGAAAGGUUUCGUCACAUAUUGGCAUACCCUAGUUGAACUGGUAUUUGGAAAGGGAUAGAAUAUAGCAAUUCCUAGUUGCACUUGAAUAUUGAGAUAAACUGGGGACAAGAUGCCCUGGAUGAAAC